AUGGGUAUUGGUUGUUAUCCAGUGCAAGCAGCUUUACUUGCUUUUAAUCAUGAAGAACCAGAAUUAGUUACAGCUACAGGUCAUACAAGAGAAUUUGAAGAUGAAAUAACUGAUACAAUGGCUAGUAUAACAUUAUUAUUUAAAAAUAAUCGUAUGGCUGUUCUUAAUUAUCUCGGUCAAGAUAUCGGAGCAAUUCAUUCAUUAACAAUUCAUGAAGCAGAGGAUAAAAAUAAAAUUUUUCUUCCGACUGAUUUUUGGACUCCAACUCGAAUUGUAUUACCAAAUGGUCAUCAUGUUGAACAUCAUUUACCUGAAACAAUAAAAAAACCAAAGUGGAUAAAUUCAGCUGGUUUUCGUUAUGAAGCAAUUGUAUGUCGUGAACAAAUCAUGAAUGGAAAAAGUGAACAUCCUUUCAUGACACUUGAAAAUUCGUUGCAAAUAGCUCGAAUUAUUGAACAAGCGCGAAAACAAGUUCUUUCAUCCAAACAUUAA
Molecule: messenger RNA, 492 nt
Organism: Rotaria sordida
Lineage: Eukaryota; Metazoa; Rotifera; Eurotatoria; Philodinida; Philodinidae
Source: the annotation of a GenBank genome assembly